Molecule: messenger RNA, 440 nt
Organism: Gastrolobium bilobum
Lineage: Eukaryota; Viridiplantae; Streptophyta; Magnoliopsida; Fabales; Fabaceae
Exons: 1
Coding region: 44-253 (69 amino acids)
Source: RefSeq, a predicted model, not a curated record
CAUCAUCAUCACCACCAUAAAAAACGACGCCGGAUCGAGCAGGAUGGUAUGCUUCUGUUUUCUGGUGGACCAACGGCGGGAGGUGCAGCGGAGCAAGCCGGCGGCGGGGAUAUGCUCCCGGUGCGGCGGCGGAGCCAGCGUGGCGGAGAUGAAGACGGCCACCAGGUUUUGCUAUGUCCCCUUUUACUGGAAAUCGUGGAGAGCCAUUGUUUGCACUUUUUGUGGAGCUGUUCUUCGUUCUUACCAACACUAAAAUACUAAAGUACUAGGUUACUAGGGGACACUGUGUGGUUGUUACUUACGUCCACACAUGAUCACUUCGUUCGUUCCAACUUCCAACUCUUUUUUCUAUUAUUUUUAUUUCUACUUAUUAUUCGUUCUUUCUUAGUAACCUCUUUCCCUUUUCCCUUGUUUUGGAAGUUGGAACUCUCUGUCUUUCU